AUGCGGAAGCUUUCGCGCACGGUCUACCUGCUCAACGAGGUGGCCGCGGUGGAUGUGAGUGGACACAACAGGUCUGAUCCGGCUGAGCACCUGGAAGGAGCGGAGCGUGACGACACUGGCACAGUCGCUAAUCGUGCUCCCGCUCCGUCAGCGAAUGUUGGCACGGAUGAAGAAGGUGAAUCGGCGCCCACCUCGGCUACACCCGACGGCAAGAUGAAGUCCGAUGGCUUUCUGGAAACCAAGAAGGUGGAGAAGAAGUAUCGGCUGCGCGGCGCAUUAUGCCCCGCUCAGGAGGAGUGACGAUCUCAACUGUGAGCACAACAAUAUCUGUGGAAUUUUUGUUUUUUCAUUUUGUAGCACAAUGCGACUUGUUGCUUGUUCCGCGGUAAUAUCCUGGACGGAGGAAGUUUAUCCUGAGUAGUGGCGGAGUCUGGAUCCAUGCACGUAAAAUAACUCCUGAUGAGGACAGGCGAGACGAAAACAGUACUACUAGGUAAAGCAGAGGCAUCAAGGGUCAGUCGCGUUGUCUUCUACGAUUUCAAAAAAAAAAGAAUGGACCUGUCAGCCGAAUUUUUGCCACAGUUGCGCUCGUCACAUGCUUGCAAGGCAUCCGAGGUCAAGAGCUGCUUGGACUGCUCUGCAGGCUCGGCGGGGGGCUCCAGCUCCAGCAGCGCCAAUAUCCACCACGCUACAAACGUGAGGUCACAACUAGUCUGGUGAACCCCCAAACGCCGCGGCACUGUGAUGUAAUAUGGACCAGGAUCUAGAAAACAGGAAUCGGAGUUUACUUUGCAUUUCCAAUCAAGAAAAGAUACAACUCAAGAACGUUGGCUCUUGCCUUUGCAUCAUGGCGGCCGCACCGGAAAAAUCAAAAGUGUAUAUUUGGAUAUAUGUAGAAGCUGCGCUAUGAAAUCUGAGUGAAAAGGGCAAAAAGUAAUAAAUCGAAAGCACCACCCGCGCCCGCCACUUCUGAUGUCGUGGUGCAGCAAUGACAGUGAGACAGAAGGUGCGCGCGUGGCAGCUUGUGACUAGGACGCGUUUGGCACUGCUUGAUAGAUGGCCAGUCCACUGUGCCUAAACCACGAUCUAGUGACACUCCUUCACCAGCUCGCGACGGUAUCCUACGCACAAUUGCCAUCUUCAUCAUGAUGAUCAUUUUGUAUAAUGCGCGACCACGUCGUGGUGUCGAUGUCGUGCGUGCUGCUGGCGUCCUCCGUGGCGUUGACCAAAAGCGACAUCGAAACUACCGUAGAGAUGCUACUUUUUAUCAAGAAUUCGGACUUACUUCAUCUCUUUCAGAUUGCUUUAUGAUGAGGGUUUCCACUUUGCGUAGUAUAGCAGAUGACCCGCAUCUGAGUCGGCUUUCUGCAGAACGCGCCGAAGCAGAAGCAGAAAGAGCACGAUUGUCUGAAACGUUGGCCAACGCAUCAAAUGUAGACGAGGAAGCGCGGCUGAAAGUUGAGGAGGCGGAAGGUGUGCAGCUGAAGCGGUGGAAGGAAUACGUACAACCGGAACACGUGUCAGCUUUAGUCGGGCCGCAUUACGUUUACGUCACUAUGGAGAUACUUUGCACUGUUUCUUAUUUGCAUAUGUGAAGCCGCGCCGUCGUCUUUGCAGGUGCUACUGACAAGAUGCCAGUGUUGAUUUUCUGCGACAGGACAGUGACAGCACGACGUAGAUGCGAGUGAGUGAGGGGAGGAGCGCACAAUUGCAGGCAGUCGGAUGGCGAGGCUUUUCUACAUAUUUCAAACUGCUGUGACUCGCCGUAUGUCUAUGCACUCAAGUACAUCUACAUGCACUACAAGCACAGCUAGAUCUACCUCUACACCACACCAAAGCCAUCGGCUUGCACUCCAGGAGGUCUAAAAAAAAAAUUGGCUUCCCAGGACGAAACAGAUAGCCAAAACCAAAAGCGGGAUUUUUGUUGUCUUACAAUCAAGCGAGGGGCCUUGCCGUGGGAAUCCGAAAAUUGAUGAGCGCGACUUUUUUGCCCGACAAAGGCGCGACUUUUGUCCUGUCAGCCUGGCGGCCACAACGCAUCGGGGUGGCAAGUUUGGGCUUUAGAGCCUGCUGCUCGUAGCGCGCGCCCCUGACGCAUCCUUACCUGCCAUGAUGGCACCGGCGGAAAAAUGCAGAAUCAGGCAAACAAGAAAACAGCACACGAGAUCAAGGGCAGAAUAAUUUUUGGGGCAAUGCUCAGUAGGUGUGAGUCGCUACCCUUGUUGUGCACGAUUCUGAAGGGGCCCGUCCGUAUUGCUUCUCGGGCGGCGUAGAUAGCCGUGUAGUGGUUGCUGAUUCCCAUGUCCACGCUCUCGUGCGGUCUCGUCCGUAUUGGUGGUUUCCACUGCCCGCUGAGGUUGCGCUUAGCUCUAGCUGUGACCCAGUGGCACGACUGGUCGAUCGAAGUGAUAAGUAACUUACGCUGGCACCUUUUUUCGUAAGGGUCAAUGCGUCUACAAGGCGGACACUUUUGAAAUCCAUAGCAAGACGAAGAAGAAAAAGCGUAUCAACUUCAGCAUGGAAGAGUCAGCGAAUUCUCUGCUUCCCCAGAAGCACUGUUGUAUGCGGCGAAGGAGCUGCAUUACGGAGAGUACGCCGAUUUGAAGCUCCUGAAGCAGGCCAAGGCUGGAAUCACGGAGGGUGAUCCGAAAGAAGUCCAAAAAGACAAGUGGAAUCGCCUGGAGGAGGAGCUCCGUCGGAAGGCCUUCGAGUUGAAGACUGAGCAUCUGCAACCUGUGAAAGAUAUCCAGACACGAAGAGCCGGACACUUUUAUGCCACCGACGGCUUGCCCAAGAGCUGUUUCUUUUUAUGGGCCCAUCGAUUAGCCAUUAUGCACGUCCUAUUUACUGGCGCGCUCGAGUAAUCUGCUGGCUUACCCAGCAAGCGAACGCGUUUUCCCUUUUGUUGACGCGCGCAGGGUCAGCGGAAGCUGUCUCAGGGGCGACUUAGUUAAGUUUGAUGCGACGCGCCAAUUCGUAAGGGCGCCGGGCUGCAAACGCGCGAUUGAAAAAGAAAAGCGCUUUCGCUUCAAGCAAAGCCUCAGCAUGUUGUAUUUUGGAAACGAAGCUUCAGCGGAUGGCGGGUUAGAAAAGUGGGCCAGCUCUUCAUGAUGAUACGACAAAAAAGGGACAAGGCCAGGCUGGACCUUGAAGAAGCUACCACAGUCUCACCAUGCGUGCCCAUAUUCUCGUUGAACAGGGCGGAGGCGAACCCCGGACACGUGUCCUGGGUUCCCCUUCCAGCGACAUGUCCUUUUGUUGACCUUUCGAUCAUAAGCACGCUACAUAAGCAACAUAUAAAUUGA
Molecule: messenger RNA, 3305 nt
Organism: Amoebophrya sp. A120
Lineage: Eukaryota; Dinophyceae; Syndiniales; Amoebophryaceae
Source: the annotation of a GenBank genome assembly